This is a messenger RNA of Penicillium angulare, 1320 nucleotides long. It is a transcript of the gene rpt1, whose product is annotated as proteasome regulatory particle base subunit RPT1. Bases 1 to 1320 code for a protein of 439 amino acids. Gene Ontology annotation, cellular component: proteasome regulatory particle, base subcomplex. Gene Ontology annotation, molecular function: proteasome-activating activity; ATP hydrolysis activity; ATP binding. The transcript has 4 exons. NCBI's taxonomy places the organism in Eukaryota, Fungi, Ascomycota, Eurotiomycetes, Eurotiales, Aspergillaceae. Gene Ontology annotation, biological process: proteasome-mediated ubiquitin-dependent protein catabolic process. The record is from RefSeq and is a predicted model, not a curated record.
AUGCCUAGCGCCACGGGACAGAACUGGGAGAAGUACCAGAAGAACUACGCGGAUGACGAGGAACCAGAGAAGAAGAUCACACCUCUUACAGACGAUGAUAUCGCAGUACUCAAGACCUACGGCGCCGCCCCCUACGCAAAAGCUCUUCAGAAGCUCGAGAAGGAUAUCAAGGAUAAGCAAGCAAGCGUCAAUGAGAAGAUUGGUGUGAAGGAAUCCGACACUGGUCUCGCGCCUCCACAUCUUUGGGAUGUUGCUGCUGAUCGACAACGGAUGGCUGAGGAGCAACCGCUCCAAGUAGCUCGCUGCACAAAGAUUAUUCAAGAUGAGAAGGAUUCAGACAAGAGUAAAUAUGUCAUCAACGUCAAACAGAUUGCCAAGUUCGUGGUCAACUUGGGAGAGCGUGUCAGUCCAACAGAUAUUGAGGAGGGCAUGCGAGUUGGUGUCGACCGGAAUAAGUACCAGAUUAUGCUUCCGCUACCACCCAAGAUCGACCCUAGCGUAACAAUGAUGACGGUGGAGGACAAACCAGAUGUGACUUACGGCGAUGUCGGUGGCUGCAAGGAACAGAUCGAGAAAUUACGAGAAGUCGUGGAAAUGCCAUUGCUAUCACCGGAAAGAUUUGUCAACUUGGGUAUCGACCCUCCCAAGGGUGCUCUGCUCUACGGUCCUCCCGGUACCGGUAAGACUCUUUGCGCCCGUGCUGUUGCCAACCGAACCGAUGCCACCUUCAUUCGAGUCAUUGGAAGUGAGUUGGUACAGAAGUAUGUUGGUGAGGGUGCCCGUAUGGUCCGUGAGCUCUUCGAGAUGGCCCGUACCAAGAAGGCCUGUAUCAUCUUCUUCGACGAAAUCGAUGCGGUCGGCGGAGCUCGUUUUGAUGACGGUGCCGGCGGUGAUAAUGAAGUUCAGCGAACUAUGCUGGAACUUAUUACACAACUUGAUGGUUUCGACUCUCGUGGUAACAUCAAGGUCAUGUUCGCUACUAACAGACCUUCAACUCUGGAUCCCGCCCUGAUGCGACCUGGUCGUAUUGAUCGAAAGAUUGAAUUCUCUCUACCUGAUGUUGAGGGUCGUGCCAACAUUCUGCGUAUUCACGCCAAGAGCAUGUCCGUGGAGCGGGACAUUCGAUGGGAGUUGAUCUCUCGUCUUUGCCCCAACGCCACUGGUGCGGAAUUACGCAGCGUUGCUACAGAGGCUGGCAUGUUCGCGAUCCGUGCUCGACGAAAGGUGGCGACCGAGAAGGAUUUCCUGGCUUCGGUAGAGAAGGUCAUCAAGGGUAACUUGAAGUUCAACUCAACAGCCACGUACAUGCAGUACAACUAG